Sclerotinia trifoliorum is the source of this 1511-nucleotide messenger RNA. The record is from the annotation of a GenBank genome assembly. NCBI's taxonomy places the organism in Eukaryota, Fungi, Ascomycota, Leotiomycetes, Helotiales, Sclerotiniaceae.
UCACUAGAAUUCCAACACCAAACCACGCGGCUUUCGAAAUCGUAACCAGCUCAUGAACUUUUGACCGCAAAACUCUUUAUAUCCUCAUCUCUGUAAAUUGACUUCUUGUGCAUAAUCCUUGCUCCUAUUGAUCUACUGAGGAUCUAGAAGAUCAUAUGAAGAUAUUUUAAUAUCCCGGUGCAUAUACCCCAAACACUACCAAGCACUCACAUCCGCAUCCAUGGCUCCAACAUGGAUAGAAAAUCGUCUGAAGGCAUUUUAUACCGGUCAAAAAGGUUUGGAAACUUCCGCAUCUAUCUGCAGGUUCAUGAGAAGUUGCAUCGAGAAAUUAUUCAUGGUCAACCUAGCUAACCAGUUAUCUAUUUCGCAGAGAAAGAAGUUCCUCCAUUUAGUACCACGACUGCAGUUUCUCUGUUGGUAUGACAUUCCCUCUCGAGCUGUCUACUGCACACGCUCACAAAGCCAGGUACUCUAUACACUCAUCUACGUAAUUCCCUUCUAUUUCUCCUCGACCACCCGGCCUUCCCCCCAGCUUUCCCGUGAUGCACCAACCGUUAUCCGCGGGCGAAUCCGCUCGGUUACUCUCUCAUGUAUCGUUGUUUGCAUUGGCACAUUCGGCAUUUUAUCAUCAGUGAAAAACGGGGAUGCAGUAAAAUCGCUCCAUUUUAUGGGAUAUUUCCCCAUCGGAGUCGUCGAGGCGGUUAAAUGUGUUGGUUUGACUGCUAUAUUAUUUGUAGGACCUUUGUUUGAAGAAGGUAUCGCGCAGGGACAAUGGCGCGAUUGGAUUCGUCUGAGGGGAUUGGGCGCUUUAAAGGGCUGGAUUCCGUAUAGGAAUAUUGUUGCUGUAAGCUAUGCUUCCAUCUUUCCUUUGGCAUAUUGUUAAUGGUCAUACAAAGGGUCCCGUCACAGAAGAAGUACUCUUCCGAUCCGCCUCGGUACCCCUCCUCCUCCUCUCCAAAACCUCCAACACAACGAUCAUAUUUCUCACCCCCAUCGUCUUUGGACUAGCCCAUGUGCAUCACUUCUAUGAAUACAGAAUUACACAUCCACAUGGUCCCAUGGUUGGAGCUAUCCUGCGCUCACUCUUACAAUUCUCCUACACAACUUUAUUUGGAGGCUACGCUACAUUUCUAUAUCUCCGAACGGGUAGUCUGUUGGCUGUGAUAUGCGUGCAUGCUUUCUGUAAUUGGAUGGGAUUCCCAAGGUUUUGGGGCAAGAUUAGUAGUUCGGUGGAUGGAGAGACGAUCAUUGGACCGGAUGUGGGAGCCAGCAAGAAAAGUGAAGAUGUGAUGAAAAGUAAUGGGGAAUUGAGUAUUAUUUGGACGAUUACAUAUUAUACUCUGCUUGUAGUGGGUGCGUACUUCUGGUGGAAGUAUUUGUGGGUUUUAUCUGCUAGUGAUUCCGCUUUGGUUAAAUUUUAAUAUAGCAGCGAGCUAGCUAGUCUAAUGAGCAUAUCAUAUUUAGUUGAAUAAAUGCAUCAUGCAGAUUCAAUAUCGUGCAAACAGAAGCAG